GCGACCUUCGUUUUAAACGCCCGCUGGUUAUCGUCCAUCUCUCCCUCGUCUUGUCUUCUCAAGUGUGAACGUCUUCGCCGACAUCAAUGGCGAGCGGCUCCGACGAGAGGAAGAGGAAGAGGACGAGGAGGGAGAAGGGGUACGGCCAGAGAAAGCUGCUUCCUGGAGAGAACGUCGAGGUAUUAUGUUGUGAGGAAGGACUGAGAGGAUCUUGGCACGCAGGGACUGUCAUCAGUUGUCAAGGAUGCUCCCGACUCAUUGAAUAUAGAGAUUUGUUAUGUGAGGAUGAAGGUUCGAAUCUUCAAGAGAUGAUCCUUGUAUCGGCUGCUGUAGAGGGCCAGGCUAGAAAAAACCCAAAGAAUUAUCGUGGCCUAAUUAGGCCCUUGCCGCCUUAUUAUGAUAUCCAGAUUUUUGAGAUGAGAUAUGGGCUCUGUGUGGAUGCCUUAGUGGAUGAUGCCUGGUGGGAAGGUGUGGUUUUUGAUCAUGAAGAAGGCUCAACAAAGAGGUUGAUCUUUUUCCCUGACCAGGGUGACCAGCAGAUGGUCAUGGUCGACCAUUUACGUCUCACCCAAGAUUGGAAUGAAACAUACGGGCAUUGGAAGCCACGCGGUGGGUGGUUGUUGCUUCAAGUGCUUCAAGCAUUCGAGGAGGAAGAUGCCCUGCCAGUCUCGAUAAGAGAAAUCUGGUAUGACUUAAGCACAAUGGUUUCUUUUAGGGAAAAGAUUGGAUUGUGGAUGUUUGGAUCUCUAUCAGUUUGGGAGCAGUUGGUAUCAGGGUUGAUCCGAGAAUUGCUAUCUGUUGUACAUGUCCUAUCAGAGGUUUCAUAUGACCAACCCGUUGAUGCUCCCACAUAUUCUGGUAAUGAUGAGAUUCCAUCGGAUGAUGUUCCUCGUCAGGUAGGAAGUCUGAUUCAAAGUGAUACUGCUGGCAUACUUUCUGGACCAGUUAGGAUAAUGGAUAAAGUUCAGUGCUCACAGCUGCUCACACCUGAUGAUUGCUUUGUUCAAGGCAAUGGAAACUCAUCCGAGUGGAACCAUGACGAGCAGAAUAAUGUCCUUGAAACAUCAGAUGUAGAGGAUGUUCAAAAUGAUAAAUCUGGAAUCCCUAGUUCAUUUGUAUACCAUGAAGAGGUGGUAUUUGCUCAUGGUUCACAUAAAAAAAGAAGAUGCCGAGACAUGCAGCACCAAGCAAAAGCUUCUAUUCCAACAGUAGCCCAAAAGUUUAAGAAAAGUAAGUUUGAUUCCAUAAAUGAAGUUUCACCUGAUGGGAAUCAUCGCAGAGAUAUGGUAAAAGCAUUUGAACCAUGUAAGGUUACAGAACCUCGGGAUAUGAAGUAUGAGGAGGCCAAUAAUAAUCUGCAAUCUGAUGCACUUUGCAUUAAGGUUAUUAGUCCUUUUAGUCAUCAAAACAAUAAGGAGGAAGAUACAGGGAACAGAACAGGACAAACAUCUUGGCAAUCUUUAUAUGCUGAAGCUGAGCGCUGCCCAGAAGCAGUUGCUUUUUAUGCCUUUCGAUCUGCUGAUAGGGAUUCUCAGGUUAAACCAUUGAAGGUAGCUGAAAAAGUGAAGAAGCAUCUUUUUGCUCUGGGCUGGAAGAUCGAAUAUAGAAGAGAUAGAUUAUUAAGAGUUCGUUUUGUCUCACCCGAAGGAAAAAACUAUUAUAAUCUUCGCAAGGCCUGCAUAGAUGUGUUGAAAAGAGAACUUGAGGGGGAUCAGAGUUGCAAGCAAGGGAGGAAAUCUUUUGGAAAUUGCUCUGGUUUCGGCAAACCUGAUUCAAAGACAGGAAACGUGUGUCCAGAACUAGCAUCCCUCGUGCAAAAUUUUUUGGAGCAUCCAUCAAUUAUGGGGACUGAACGAACGUCAGAUCAUUCUGGCCAUUGUUUUAGGCAAUUCCAAACUAACAUAGGUAUGAAGACAGAAAGAAAACUUGAGAGACUUAGACCCUUCUCCAAACUACCUGAUAAUUCACACAGCCUUCUUGACUCUGUCAGGAUGAAGCUACAUCCAGAUGAGUUUCAUGAAAGCAAGCAACCAGACAGUUCUGUUUCGGGGAAGGAAAACCUUGAGUUAAUUGUUUCUGAAAAUGUUCCUACUUAUAAGCAUAUUGAACCAGAAUACGGCCCUCAAGCUAUUUCAAAUUACAAGAGAUACAUUGAAUCAUCUCGAGAGAAAGGCUUUGAGAAACUACCUAACGUGGAUAUUGAACUGAUGAAGUUAAAUGUUCAGAAGCAUCUCUUGUACAUGGGCUGGAGAUUUGCUGAAAGGAGAAGAAAACUACGUUUUGCUUCUCCUGGUGGUGAGAUCUUUCAUUCUCUUUAUACAGCCUGUGAGGCUUACUUGGAAAAAGAAGAAAAUAUGGGAAAAACAUAUGGAAGUUCUCUUAAAGGUACAAAUGUUAGCCAAAAUUCUUGGUGUGCAUCAAUUGGAAAUAAAAUUAAUGAUUCGAAGGAGGUAAGUCUUCUGUGCAAAAAUCAGUGUUUCUCCACUUCAAUGGACCCUGAUGAGUUCCAGAAAUCUGAUGAGGUGUCAAAUAAUGGCACCGAAAAUAGAUCUAUACUUGUAUUUAGUUCUCCAGAAUGUGGAGAAGGAUUUGGUAAUUCAUGUUUGGAAAAACUUAAAAAGUCAAAGACAGGAAUCAAAAUCUCUUCUUUGUUACCUCUGAAAGUUGUAGGAUGUAGAAGACUUCUAGAACAUUAUUGCUCCCAGAAAUCAAAGAAAAGAAAGGUACAAGACCUUAGAAGCAAAGGUUAUGAAGCAGGAAGUAUUUUCUUACAGCCUGAACAGCAGUUAAGUGAAAGAUGCCAAUUUGUUCCAGUAACAUCUCCCACCCAAAAGGUAGUUGAAGCAACCUGGUCAAUGCUAAUUGAGAAUCGUAUAGUAUUAGCUAGGCAGAAGGUGCGCUACAUUUCUAAGAGAGAUGGUCAUGUUUUGAUGGAAGGACACAUAACUCAUGAUGGGAUUAAAUGCAGAUGUUGUAGAAAGUUGCAUAGUCUCACUGGAUUCGAAGCUCAUGCUGGCAGCGACAAGUGCAAACCUGGUGCGAACACAUUCUUGCUUGAUGGAAGGUCCUUACUACAGUGCCACUUACAAAUGGUGUAUGGAAAAGACCUCAUAAACUUCCCACAUCCAAGGCUAAAGCAUGUUUAUGCUCACAGCCAAAGUGACUCUGUAUGUUCUGUCUGUCAAUAUGGUGGUACACUGAUGCUAUGUGAUCAUUGCCCAUCAGCAUUCCAUGUAGGUUGUGUUGGACUAAAGGAUCUGCCAAAGGGAAAAUGGUUUUGUCCAUCGUGUCGAUGUGGUAUAUGUGCCUCAGGUGCAUUCAGUUCUGCUGACCAAUUUACAGCGAAGACUAUGUUGUAUUGUGAUCAGUGCGAACGCAAAUAUCAUGUUGGAUGCUUGAGAAGGAGAGGAACUAAUUUAAAACAUUGUCCUACUGGAAAUUGGUUUUGCAGCAAGAAGUGUUCAGAGAUAUUUUUACAUUUGCGCAAUCUUCUUGGAAAAUCAAAUCCAACAACAAAAGAAGGAUUUUCAUGGGUUCUUUUGAGAUCUAAGACAGAGACUGAUGCCAAUCUCAAUCAAAUUGAUUUUGCGACUGUUUCUAGGAAUUGCAGAAAGCUCCAUAUUGCACAAAAGUUAUUGCAUGAAUGCUUUGUGUCUAUUAUUGAACCUCGUACCCAGAGUGAUCUUUUAGCUGAUCUUCUCAUGAAUAAAGAAUCAGAGCUGAACAGAUUAAACUUUUGGGGCUUUUAUACUAUGCUUUUGGUGAGAGGAGAUGAGAUCAUAUCAAUGGCUACAUUUAGGGUUUUUGGUGAAAAGAUUGCAGAAAUGCCUCUUGUUGGUACGCGUGCCAAAUAUCGCCGACAAGGAAUGUGCCACAUUAUUUUGGAUGAACUUGAAAAGUUACUUUCUGCGUUAGGUGUUGAAAGGCUGUGCAUACCAGCAGUCCAAACACUUAUAGAAACAUGGAUGAGCUCCUUUGGAUUUACAAAGAUGAGCAACUAUGAGAGACUAAAUCUCUUGGAAUACACCCUUCUAAAUUUUCAAGAUACCAUCAUGUGCCAGAAACCGCUAAGAACUGCUCCAGAAGUUACAGAUGAAAAUAAAGGAAAAUGCCACCAACACCAAGAUAGUCCCAGUAAAAAUCUUGAUUGACUGAGAAGCUUAUGGCCUUGUAUCUGAGGGUAUUGAGGUGGUGGAGUCCGUCGAUUCAUUGUCAUCUCUUGAUAUUCAGUCUUGUUAUCUUCCUGGGCAAAAUGAUACACCUGAGAAGAUAAGUUAUCAGAAUCUUCAUUCACAUUCUCCUGCAUUGAGUGGCUACACCGAUCCAUUUGGUACGCAGUGAAGUGUGAUAUGACAGAGUAAAUCAGCACAGAUAAAUGUGGCUUGUAGUUUUUUCUUUUCUUUUCUAACGCUUGCAAUUUAUUUAUUUAUUUUUUCUAGUUCGCUGCUUGCAGCUAAAAGCUCA
This is a messenger RNA of Musa acuminata subsp. malaccensis (wild Malaysian banana), 4464 nucleotides long. RefSeq lists its product as uncharacterized. Gene Ontology annotation, cellular component: nucleus. Gene Ontology annotation, biological process: regulation of transcription by RNA polymerase II. Gene Ontology annotation, molecular function: transcription regulator activity; acyltransferase activity, transferring groups other than amino-acyl groups. Lineage: Eukaryota; Viridiplantae; Streptophyta; Magnoliopsida; Zingiberales; Musaceae. The record is from RefSeq and is a predicted model, not a curated record.